This is a messenger RNA of Lytechinus pictus (painted urchin), 6558 nucleotides long. Its product is annotated as nck-associated protein 1-like. Gene Ontology annotation, biological process: cortical actin cytoskeleton organization; cell migration; cell morphogenesis. Bases 150 to 3542 code for a protein of 1130 amino acids. Gene Ontology annotation, cellular component: SCAR complex. NCBI's taxonomy places the organism in Eukaryota, Metazoa, Echinodermata, Echinoidea, Temnopleuroida, Toxopneustidae. The record is from RefSeq and is a predicted model, not a curated record. The transcript has 29 exons.
UUUUGAUGGACUUUCUUCCUGGUUUGCAUUAACGAGCGGCUGAGUUCCCUAAUUUUGCGACAAGGCCGCACCUUGAAUGCUAAACCUGUAUCGAAUGCCCUUUAUUGCAGCUUUAAUUAGAGUCUAGAUGUCGUUGAUUACUGUCUGAUAUGUCCAGCAGGAUGCCUGUAUCUCAAGGCCAGCUCAAGCUGGCUGAAAAACUCUCAAUUCUCAAUGAUCGUGGCACAGGAAUGCUCGCAAGAUUAUACAACAUCAAAAAGGCUUGUCAAGAUCCAAAGUCACGUCCAGCGUUCCUCUCAGAGAAAAGUCUGGAAUCAUGUCUCAAGAGUAUCGUCAGGAAAUUUCCUCAUACAGAGAAGAAUUCACAUGGUCAGCUGAGUCCUAUAGAUACCAGGAAGGCCGAGAUUCUCAAGGUGCUGAGUGUGUACUACAUGACAUUCAGAGAUAUCUUAGAAUACAAGGACCAAGUCUCAGAACUAUUGACUGUAAUAGCAACAUGCAACACAAACCUCGAUAUUACUUGCAACUUUGACAUGACCAAGAAUUACCUAGACCUCGUUGUGAAGUACGUCUCAAUCUUACUACUGCUGGCUAGAGUUGAGGACAGGAAAGCCAUGCUGGGACUCUACAACACAGCAUAUGAUCUUGCAAAUCAAAGAAGUGAGCCGUCUUUUGCUCGUCUUGGAACCAUGAUAAUGGAGUACGAACAUCCAAUGAAGAAGCUUGCAGAAGAAUUCAUCCCAUUAGAGAGAUGUGUAGCCUCUGCUCUGUUCUCGCUCCUUCAUCUUUACCCACGUCGUAACCUGACUGCCGAGCAAUGGAGGUCACAGGAGAUGCUUAGUCUGGUUGCCAAGCCUAACGUCCUUCUUAACCCAGCACAAAGUGAAACAAUGAGAUGUGAAUACCUAUCCCUUGACACACUCGAGAGAUGGAUAAUAAUUGGAUUUAUGGUAUGCCCCACCCUUCUGACAACGAAUGAGCGGGCCCUAGCCCUAUGGCGCCCCGCCCUGCAGAGCUCUUACUGUAUCACCCUGUGUCGUGAUGAGGUGCUCAUCUUCCACAAAUACAUCGAGGUCUUCUUCACCUCCAUCAAAGGGUUCAGUAAGAAAGCCCAAGAAGUGAAGGAUGCGGCUACCCAUGCAUUGAGUUAUGCACCUGGCCUUCACAAGGAGCGAAGAAAGUUCUUGAGGACAGCUCUAAAGGAGCUCAUCACCAUCAUCUCUGAUCAGCCUGGGUUACUGGGACCAAAGGCUUUGUAUGUCUUCAUGGGUCUUGCGUUUGCUCGCGAUGAGAUCCUGUGGCUUGUAAGACACACUGAGCAUCCUCACCCUAAGCUCAAGAAUAAACCAGUCAUGGAUGAUCUUGUGGAUCAUCAUCUACCAGAGCUUCUCUUCUACAUCGAGGAACUACGUGCUAUUGUGAAGAAGUAUUUCUAUGUCCUGCAAGACUACUACAUCCAGUAUCUCAACGGAUAUGAUGCUAUAGUGCUCAACAACAUUGUCAAGAGUCUUACCAUGUGUCCAGAAGAUGAAUCCAUCAUCUUAUCAUCCUUCGUACAGACCUUGGAAUCACUCAAUGUUAAACAAGUGAAAGAAGGUCCACAACCAGACUUCACUGGAUUCCGUCUUGAUUGGUUCCGUCUUCAAGCCUAUACCAGCAUCAGUCGAGCUACCUUGGUCCUAGGUGAUAACACUGAACUAGCUAGAACCAUGAACACUAUCAUCUUCCAUACAUUGAUGGUGGAUGCUGCUGAUGAGGUUCUCAUGGAAACAUCCGAUCUUAGUAUAUUCUGUCACCACAGUCGUAUAUUUGAGCGUAACUUUGAGAUGUCUCUGGGCUAUCCUACCCAAUCUCGCUUUGCGGUGGCCUUCCCCCUCAUCUGUGCUCACUUCAUUAAUUGCACACAUGAGCUAUGCCCUGAGGAGAGGUUUCAUGUUGGAGAGCGUAGUCUAUCGGUGACCAAUGCUUUCCUUGACCGUCUAGCUAAGGAGGUCAAGGAUGUAGUGACCAGAAUCUGUUCUGAGCAGUGUAACCUAAGUGACCAGCUUCUGCCCAAGAAUGCUGCACCCCUUCACAUCAAGCAUGAACUUCAACGUAAGACCAAGCAGAAUGUUGAUAAGAAUCGUUUGAAGACACUCACAGAGAACCCUAUGCCUGGGACUGAAAGUUUCAGGAAAACCAGAGAAAACUUGACAGAAUUUGAUCGUCUUCACAUCUCGCUAUCUGAGUUGUGUACAGCUAUCAAUUACUCAGCUAAGAUCAUGGUUUGGGAACAUACGUUUUCACCAAGAGAGUAUCUCAUCCAGCAUUUGGAAGCUAGGUUUGCCAAAGCACUUGUAGGAAUGAUGAUGUACAGCCCUGACACUAAUGAGAUAGCUAAACCCUCAGAGCUUCUCACCAGUGUUAGGACCUACAUGAAUGUCCUGCAAAGCAUUGAAAGCUAUGUCCAAGUUGAUAUCACCCGAGUGUUUAACAAUGUAAUGCUACAACAAACCCAACAACAAGACAGUCAUGGAGAGAAGACUAUCACCAUGCUAUACACUAACUGGUAUCUUGAGGUAUUCCUUCGCAAGGUAACCACUUGCCACAUCAUCUACUCUCCUCAUCAGAAGGCAUUUAUUAGUCUAGCACCUGAUAAACAUCUACCGUUCAAUGCAGAGGAAUAUACCGAUGUCACAGAGCUGAGAUCUUUAGCAGAGCUGAUUGGAGCAUAUGGAAUGAAGUUUCUUCAUGAGAGUCUUAUGUGGCAUAUUGCUAGUCAGAUGGGAGAACUCAAGAAACUUGUUCUUGAGAACCGUGAAGUAUUGACUCAACUUCGAACCAACUUUGACAAGCCUGACGUCAUGGCCCAACUAUCAGUCCAACUCAAACAUAUAGAUAACUUAUUGAUGCGUCUGAACAUCAUCGGUAUCAUCCUUGCCUUCAAGAGUCUAACACAAGAAGCUCUCAGUGAUGUCCUUGCUCGAAGAGUACCAUUCCUCUACAGUGCUAUCAUAGACUUCAAGGAACAUGUCAGAGCAGCUGGACAGGAUGCUAUUAUUGUGGAUACUCUAGCCAACAGUGUUGGUCUGUCCUGCAAUGUAGAUCCAGCUCUAGUCAGUGCUCUUCGCUCAGAGAAAGAGAUUGACCCAGAGUCGGACUAUACCCUGUCUUGUCUUUUGAUGGUGUUCAUCGCUGUAUCACUCCGUACCUUAGCCCGUCAGGAUGGUACUGUCUAUCAUCCAAUGUAUGAUGCCCAUCCGAAUAAUUGCCACUGCUAUGCCAAGGCUAUCAAUGCCAUUGCUGGUGCUCUCUUCUCACUUCAUGGCAGGGGUGACGUUGAGGAAAGACUCCAAGAAUUCCUUGCUCUGACAUCAUCUAACAUGCUUCAUCUUGGCCAAGAGACUGAUAAGGCUAUCACAGUCAAAGGUCGAGAGUCUCUUCAUCUCCUCCUAGAUCAGAUUGUGAAAGAAUCACCAUUCCUGACACAGGACCUCUUAGAAUCUUGCUUCCCAUACGCUCUCCUGAGGAAUGCAUACCACACUGUACUGAAGAGAGACUAAAACCUAUCAUGAUACCAAAGGGAUCUUAGCUGGAAAGUACACACAUUCAGGACAAAGAAACAUAGAAUUCUAUAUGCUUCUCCUUACAUCUCUGUGACAAGAAAAGGUAUGUUUGAACAUCAAAAACUCAGAAGACCUAGUAUCUUGUCCCCAUAGACCGCUAAAUUAUUCCUGUAGUCAACCAAACUUAUUUUAGUGAUUGAUUGUAAAGCUGAUUUUUAUGUUUGAUUUUAUUGACCAUAAUGUGCAAUCAGCCAUAAAAUUCAAUAAUAUAAAUCAAUUGGUAAGUUUAGUGUUACUGGGUUGUCAUCAGAGGAAAAAUCUUGUUCAAUAUACUUUUUCAUAAGAGUUGAAUUCCUGCAACCUCAAGGAAGAGCAUCUACUUCCAUUAAUCAUAUUGGAUUUGGCAUUCUUCUCAUAUGCAAUGAGUUGAAUAGUGCAUGGUGAAACACAUUUCAUAGAACUUUGCAAGCUCUCUCUAUCACUUUCUUGAAAAGUCAGAAUAGACAUUUUUUUUAUUUUCAAAUUGAAAUAUUUUGUAUAGUAUGUAUAUGAAGCAUAGUCAUUUGUUAUAUGUAUAUAGAGAUCAAUAGUCUAGACUACUCAACAUUUUUUUGUAAGAGAAAAUUGUCUCUUUUCAAACUUCUCUUAUCAAAAUAUUGUACAUUUAUGUGAAUUAUUUGUUUAUUUCUAUUGAGAUAAGAAGAACUGAAUAUUUAAUCUGAUUUUAUAAUCCCAAUCAUCUAUAUUUUUUGGUCAGUAGUUGAAAGAGGGUUGAAAGGAGCUUUAAAUUUUAAUUUUGGAAAUAUUCUAAAUGUCUCAUUGGUUAUAUACUUUUAGUGAGGUCAUGAAUUCUAUAUGAGUGAUUUAUGGAUUUGGUGAAUGUUUGCAAGAUUGGGUGUAUUUAUGUGAAUGAUCAUUCAAGAGAGAGUUGUACUUAAUUUACCAAGUAAGCAACAACAUUUUAAAAUGAAACAGGAAUUUUCAUAACUCUCAGCAUUCAUGUACCUUUAUGCCAUAAAUAUUCCCUGUGGAAAAGUUUAAUAUAUUUUGGCAUCUAUCCUCCUGGAUGUUUUUAGUUAGUACUUAAAGAUAUUUUUUUUUCUUUAUAUCCGUUUUGUAUUAGGGUGUUAACUUUUUUAUGCUUGUGCUUUCAACUAUGUAUUUAUAGUAGUAGUAUUGUUACCUAUUGUAUGCAGAAACAUAUGGGUGUUGUUAUAUGAGCAAAGAGUAUGAUGUAAAAUGAUUCCAUGCUGUCAGUACAUAUUGUGAUCAUACAAAGUAAACCAUGGAUGAAUAGCUUUCAUUCCUCAAAUCUGCAAAAAUCAUUUCAUUAAAAAAAAGAAAAUCAUGUAAAGUUAAUAAGGAUAUAACAUGAGUCAAAUUGAUUUAUAAAUUUGAACGAAAUGCAAAUUUUCAUAAACCUUUGUAGAAAAAUAAAUUCAGUACAACACACAUGUUCUGUCCCCCCUUGCCUGCCUUAGUGAUGUAGGCCAUACAUGUACAUUAGGUGUCAACACCUUAAUAGUUAUUGUGUUUCCACUGAAACGAGCAAGCAUUUUCAUUUUGAUAUUUUGUUCCCAAAUUACACACCCCAUGAUAUGAUAAAUCUGUUUAGAAUUAUGAGCUGUGAUACACCCUUUUCUGCCUCUGAAUAAGUAACUUCUUGAACUUUCCACUGCUCUGUGAUAAAGCGAUAAAUGAUUUGAUUGUACCAUAAGAGCUUUUGUGAAAUGAUUGAAUAGUGCACCAAGCUGUGGACUCGCCUCCUCCCAAAUAUGUAAAAUAUUCUGUUUACUUUCAUUAUAAGAAAUAACUUAGAUAUUGCACAUUUUUACUUAAUUCACCCAGUAUUUGAUUUUCCUUAUUCCAAACCUCCAUUCUUUAAAUAUUUAUGUACUGCAAUUAAUUAAUAUAUGUAGAAUCAUGACAAGUUUAAUUUAAAAAGAUCAUAGAAAUUAUUUACUAGGACAAAAAAUUAUAGAAAUUGUUUAAAAUAGAAGGUGGUCCUUUAGUUGCAUACUAUUUUUGUCUCAUGUAAUACCGUGCUUAUGUUCAGAGCAUUUGGUUUGAGGCUACAAUAUGCAGGAAAGUCUUUAGAACUAGAAGACAAGUCACCCAUUUCAAUUAUAUUAGACAGAUUAGUUCAUGAAUUAGGGCACAUUGUAGAGUUGAUACUUGUCUAAAUAUAUCCAUCUUUGAAUAUUCACACAGAAUGUUAUAAUUAUAAAAACAACACUGUAAAUGAAUAUAUUCAUAAUAUGCAUAUUUAUACCCACGUUCAGUGUUAUAGAAAUAUUAUUCAAGAAAGUUGUAUUUUGAUGUAGUAUAUAUAGAUAAUGUAUCAUCUUUAUGAAAAGAUAAUACUAUUGGGAAUGUAUCAAGCUAAAUAUAUAGAUUUGCAACUUUGCAAGACGGAUCAUAACUCAAAAUUUUUCUGAUUAUCAGACAUAUUGUACUACCCAAAGUAUGCAUGCCAGUGAAAUAUUUUCAACUUUACCUAGAGCUGCUCUAUUGUUUUUGUUGGUCAUAAAUCUUACUAUAAAACAACAAUUUUUUAAGAAUUCGAUAUAAACACCACCCACUCACAAUCAAUGAAAUUAAUAUUUUUGUGUAGUGUGUACAGCAUAAGAUAUGUGAAAUUAAAGCCACUUAAACGAGUGUCAGAAAACGAGACAUUGCUGAAUGCUGAUGAUGGUGGAUGGCCUUAUCAGUAUCUGUAUUUCUCAUAUGAUACAUGAAAUGUGUUCAUCUCUUGUGUUUCUAAGCUUAAUACAGUGCACAUCAUGUUAUUGCAUUGAAAUAUUGGCCAAACUUUCACUUAUGAAAGUGGUUAUUAAUAAACUAAAUAAUGAAAUUUCUUGAACUGUAAAGAUCAAUGUUUGUAAAUCUUCCAUGCAGCAUUUAAAGUCUGUGUAUAGGGUGGUAGUCUGAAUACACUGACCAUUCACAUUUUAUUAUGUAUUGUCAAUCUAUGGAGGUUUAUUUGAUACAUAAAGCUUUCUAUAAAUUGCAA